This is a messenger RNA of Heteronotia binoei (common prickly gecko), 2321 nucleotides long. RefSeq lists its product as uncharacterized. Bases 142 to 657 code for a protein of 171 amino acids. The transcript has 6 exons. The record is from RefSeq and is a predicted model, not a curated record. NCBI's taxonomy places the organism in Eukaryota, Metazoa, Chordata, Lepidosauria, Squamata, Gekkonidae.
UCGGGUGCCAUUUUGAGUGUGUUUUGUUUGUGGGCUGAACCCGAGGGGGGGGGAAGUUCGCUUUCUCCUCCCACCUUUCAACAGGGCUGAGGCCGGCGUUUGUGGCGUUUCUUGCUGCACACCGCGCUUGCCCAAGCUGUGAUGAUGGAAGAAGAAGCUGAAGUUGCAGUGGAGAAGACUGAAUCUGCCCCUGAAAAUACAGAAGUCACUGAAACUAAGAAAAAGGGGCCAAGAGGCCAGGGAAGAGGCCGAGGAAGCAAAGGAAAUGUUAGAGGGAAAAUGCGAGGCAAUGCACUGAAUGGUUUUGGACCUAUAAGACGUGGAGUGGGGAGAAUGCGCCCAUACCCAGACAUCAGAGGUCGAAGAGGAGCACGAGGGGGACCACUUUUUCCACCAUCUCUACCCAUGAGAGGCAUGAUGAGAGUACCUUUUCUUCCUCCCCCACCACGAUACAGAUUUCCUCUUCCACCCCCACCACCUGGGCCAAUGGACUUCAGGGGCAGACCUCCUCCCCUUGGAGCCAGAGGAACGUUACCAUUUCCUCGAGGACACUUUCCACCUCCAAGAGGCUUUCCUAAUGGACCUGGUGUGCCAGUCCCUCCGCCACCUGGACGGGGCCAGAGAUGGCCUGGACCGCCAGGUGGCAGAUGCUAUUAAAGAGGCUUAUUCUUUACAUUCAGUAACAGGGAUACUUGCUUCUCUUAUCUUUAAGACCAUUUGAAAUGGCUGGACUAAGAACUGCCUGUAAAGAUAGCAAUGAAAACUAAUAGAACCCUGGCAUCCCGAAUUUUUCCAGCAGCCCUCAUGCACCAAGUUGGUAAAAGCCAUACACACACUUUUAAACAUACAGAAAAGAUCUGUGACUCCUUGGACAUAUUCAAGCAUAUCCUUUCAAAGACUGAGAUGGUGAAUACUUAGUAUGUAUACACUGAAGUUUAAAGAAAGCCUCUGAGGAGGUCAAGCUUUUCAUUUAAUAUUUAGAUCUUCUAUUUAAAUUGUGUGCAGUUUUUUUAAACAUCAGAGUCUGCUGUACAACUUGUGGACUUUUGUUUCAAAUGCAGUUACUUUUCUGGUUAUAGUAAAUGCAACAGGUGCUUCAUCUUUUGAGGGGCAGUUGCACUGUGUGACAUCUGGAAAUGUAACCAAUGCAUAAAAUGUAAUGGAUAACACAAAUCUGUGAUUGUUAACUUGAAAAGAGAGCAAUUUAUAAAUGAACAAAAACGUUGAGUGUCUUAUUAAUUUUUAGACAAUUGUUCUUCUUACACAGCUUGACCUCGUGUUUAAGCAUCUAGAUGUGUACAUUACUGUAAUAGAUAAAUGAAGUAUGUAGCUGAACAUUUGACCAAUUGUAUAAUUACAACUGGUGAUAAUCUGCAACACGGAUGAAGGGAUAUGUUAAAAUCUGCAGUGUACAUGUGGGUUUUAAUUAUAGCCAUUAUAAAUUUUAGCUUUCAUUUUGUUAUUGUUAACUAGAAAAAAAGUUUUUUUAAGAAGUAGAACAUGUAAUCUUGUGUUGCUUGUUGCUGUUGGAAUGACAGAUAAAAUUGUAAUGUUCUGAAACAGCACUGUUCAACAUCAAGGAUGAUCAGAGUCUGUAUAUUUAUUUUAACUCUUAAUACAUGUUGUGUUUUUCUGUGCUGAGGGCUGAAUUAAAACCUUUUUUUAGCAGUCUGGUGCAGUUGGGGCUUUUAAUUUAAGCAAUCCCUAUACUGGGUCCAAAGCCUGCAAGCAAAGUAAAAUAAAAUGAAGAAAAGCAAUAAAUCAAGGUAUGAACUGCUCAUAUAGUUAUUUAUGUCCCACUCUGACACUUGGCUUCCAAUUUAACAUCUGAACAAAAUGUAUUAUGUAUAGCCUAAGUAAAAACAAAACAAAAAUAAUGCAGUUUAUACAUCCUGGUUAUCAUUGCUCUUAAUUUCUCAAAAGUAGUAUUUAACAUUCCUGUCUUGGGAAACUAGAUUUUUUCAACGACAUAAUAGUUUUUGAUUCAGAACUAAUAGUUUGGUUAAACCCUUAUUAUAAAGCAAUGCUUUAUGUUCCUUUAUAGUGGCUUAAAAGGAUAGUGUUGACCACUAACUUUAAUAUAAUACUAAAAUGGUAAAUAGUUCACUCAUCUAAUGCUGCCCAAUGGUGAAAGAAUGAUGCUGUUGUUAUCUUCUGAAGGGUAACAUAGUCACCCUUUGAGGCCAAUGGGAGAUGGUAUGCAGACCUUUGGGAGAGCUUUCAUCAAGGCCUUUUUGAGGUGAGAGAGUAUUUAAAACAUUUUUUCCCAUUCACUAUCCUUAUGAAGUAAAAUGCACAUUUAUUUGAUAUGAGUUAGCAUU